Molecule: messenger RNA, 2313 nt
Organism: [Torrubiella] hemipterigena
Lineage: Eukaryota; Fungi; Ascomycota; Sordariomycetes; Hypocreales; Clavicipitaceae
Source: the annotation of a GenBank genome assembly
CGGCCAACGCUCACGGUUCCCAUUUUCCACACGUUUUGUGUCUCUCUUCGCCAUUCAUUUUCAGCGAGUCGCCCGUGUAUUGCGUUGCCUUUGCUGCUCUCGAAUUCUCCGAAUUAACUACCUGCUUCCUACUUCUCGGACGCCCUUAAUUACACACCGCUGCUCGCCGUUCUUCGUCUUUCGAAUUUUAGCGGCCAAUCCCAAGUCUACACUAGAGAAGAACCCCGCUGGCCCGGCCCUGUCACUACCAAAAAAAAAAUACCACACGACAAGCAAACAGGCCUUGCCCCGACGCCUGCACAGCCAAGCCCUUCCACUCUCGCCCCCCCUCCCCGCCCAGUCAGCGCCAUCCACCCACUAAAUCCGCCUGGACGCCACCCACUGCGCAGCGCUCUGCAGCACCACACCCGCCUUCCUAACGCGCUGCUCUAAACCACUGUACUGUACAGGCAGCCCGCCCCCAGCUGCUCCUCCCGCCUUUUCUUCCCGCUCGCCUAUUCUUCCCACCUUCAUCACCGCACACAUGCUGGCCGUUCAGCACGCUCCCAGGAUGGGUUCCACGCAGCAAGAUGCAGAUGCAUUUAUGCCAUUCGGUUAUGCCGUUGAUCCCACACAAGAAGCACACUUUGAUGCGCCAGACCCCGCCGGUGCGCCGCUGCUCUCCGAAAAUGAUACAAAAUUUCUCUCGUCCUUUUUCGAUGACAUGACCUCGGAUCAAUACAACAUGCCCUCGUUUGGCGAGGGUCUCAACUUCAGCGAUGCAUGGCUCGACUUGCCUCCCCAGUUCAUGGGCCACUCCACUUCAUUCGGCCAACAAGCUGCACAGCAACAGGUCCAACCGUUGACUGCGAAUCCCCAGGCCUUUCUCAAUGAUCCUAUGGACUUUGCGAAUACCAUGCCCGGAUCUCACCUCAUGCCGCCCCCUCCCGCUCCUCCUGCCCUUCUCCAGCCUAUGCCGCCGCAACAACCGACCUACCAAGGCCACCCUGACGAUGUUAUCAACGCCGCCGCCACCCUGCUUCAAAACGGCUCCAACCCUCGAUCUGCUUCAAGAUCAAAGGAUAUGAGCAGCCCUCGCCGGCCUAUCGGUCCCCCCAUUGGCCACCUGCGUCACCAAGGCCUGGAAGAGUUCAAGGAAGAAAGCCGAAAAGACUCGGCUGAUGGUGAAUACGAUCACACGUUUACCGGAUGGAUGUUUGCCAAAGACAAGCAGUCUCCUAGUACUCGCUCGCCACAUCCUCAAGUCCCGGAUUUGCAAUGGGGCUCAGACGCCGCCUUUGCUGGCGCACAGCCUUCAUAUGUCCCGGCACCGAACAAGGAGAGCGUCGAAUCUCAGCAUAAGCAACAGAUGCAGGUACUCGACUGUUUCGAGCUAAGCCAGAGCGCCAACAACACUCGACCUAGCAGUCCAGUACGAGCCAUUGCUAAAGUUGACGAUGCCGAUGCCCCGCCUAGAAAGCGUCGCAAGAGUAAGAAUCAGCGAGAUGGCAAUGUCGAGGAUGACGAUGAUGACGAGGACUCCGAUGACAAGCUUGGACGCAAGAAGAAGGGCAAGGGUGUUACUGGCAUGCCUUCGCCCCCGGAUUCCAACGGCAAGCGACGCAAGUCUGGUGUCCAGGCCAAGGCCCCACGCGAAAACCUCAGCGAGGAGCAGAAACGCGAGAACCACAUCAAAAGUGAGCAGAAGCGCAGAACCGUCAUCAAAGAGGGUUUUGAUGACCUCUGCGAACUUGUGCCUGGUCUCAAGGGUGGCGGCUUUUCGAAAUCCACCAUGCUCACCCUCGCUGCUGAAUGGCUUGAGGAGUUGCUCAAGGGCAACGAAACUCUUGCCGCUCAGCUUGGACGCAAGUAAGAUCCCAGUUGGUCGACCUCGCCUAUUUCCUGUCUUUCUUAGCGUUUACAAACGGCUGCAUCAACUGCGAAACAAGGUUCAAGUCCCAUUUUUGACCGUUUGGCAAACCUUGUAUGUCGUUCUUACCUGUUAUUUACCCGCCUUGCAUUGGGCAGCCUGUGUUUUUUUGGGUUGUUUUAAGUUUGUGUUUUUUUUAUUACUGGAGUCUGGGAAAGCCGGUGCAAACCACGGGAGCAAAACGGUGUCAGAUGCAAACCUAGCUCAGAGCGGCGUUUCGUUGUUGUUUUAUUGUCACUUAAUUGGAGGGAGCUGAAGGAUGCAUUUUUAACGUUCCUUUAUAUCCAUUGCAGAAAAGGGCACAAGUUUGGAUUAGCCAAGUUUUUUGGCCUCUUACUAGAGUUUGAUGACGUGACGGACUUGAUACCAUACAAGUAUUGAAUUGAACAAGAGAUUAUUACUAU